Boleophthalmus pectinirostris (great blue-spotted mudskipper) is the source of this 2116-nucleotide messenger RNA. It is a transcript of the gene lpcat1, whose product is annotated as lysophosphatidylcholine acyltransferase 1. Gene Ontology annotation, molecular function: calcium ion binding. Lineage: Eukaryota; Metazoa; Chordata; Actinopteri; Gobiiformes; Gobiidae. The transcript is spliced from 14 exons. Bases 91 to 1584 code for a protein of 497 amino acids. The record is from RefSeq and is a predicted model, not a curated record.
ACUGACUUUGCCCUGUCAAUUAGCAAAACAAACUCAAUCCGACUUUUUCUAUUUCAUUCGUUUUUUAUUUUCUGUCUCUGAUCUUCAACAAUGAAAUCGCCAAAAAGCCGUCCCUCCAGAAUAUCCCUAAACCCAUUCGUCCAUGAGGUGAAACUAACCACGGCACAGAAAAUACAGAUUGGACUCAUGUCUUUCACAGUGUUCCCUGUGCGCAUACUGUUUGCAGUUUCUUUCAUGCUGUUGGCUUGGGCUUUUGCCUAUGUGGGUGCAUUGGGGCGUUCUGAAUCUGUUAUUGAGCCACAGACAUGGAGGAAGAGAUUUUUUGAUUUUGGUGUUCGGAUGUCAAUGCGGGCCAUGUGGUUUUUUUGUGGGUUCCAUUGGGUGAAGGUCAAAGGUCAAAAGGCAGACCCAUCCGAAGCCCCCAUCCUUGUUAUGGCUCCACACUCAGCUUAUUUUGAUGCCAUUCCAGUUUCUGAGAACCUGUGCACAUUUGUCACCAAAGAAAUGGGCAGGGAAGUUCCUAUCUGGAAAAGUAUAAUUGAGUAUGUCAGACCGGUAUAUGUGCUCCGUGGGGACCAGGACUCCAGGAAAAGAACUGUGGAGGAGAUCAAACGCAGAGUUACAUCUGGAGAGUCAUGGCCUCAGUUGAUGAUUUUCCCAGAGGGCACGUGCACAAACAGGCUUGGGCUCAUCUCGUUCAAAGCCGGUUCCUUUAUCCCUGGCCUUCCUGUUCAGCCGGUUGUUCUGAGAUACCCUAACUCGCUGGAUACUGUAUCAUGGGUGUGGCAAGGUCCUGGAGGGCUGAAAAUUCUCUGGCUCACAUUGUGCCAGUUUCACAACUCUAUGGAGAUUGAGUAUUUGCCUGUGUACAAGCCAUCAGAAGAAGAAAAGGAAAACCCUGCUCUGUAUGCCGAAAAUGUUCGCAAGCUGAUGGCAAAAGCAUUGGAGGUGCCUCUCAUAGACCUAACUUUUGAAGAUCGUAAAAUGAUGUUGUCCAAUGGCCCUCUGAGAAUCUUUAACUUCAGCGCUCUGCUCGAGUUCAACCAGCUGGUGGUCCGCCUGGGACUGAAAGCCAGUAACACCUCUGUACUGGAACAGCAGGCUACAAAGGCACGCAAGUUGCAGGGAGAGAGGUUAAGUGUGGAGGACUUCGCUCAGGGCCUUGGUCUACCUGUGAGUGACAAACUACAGCAGGUCCAUGGCAUGUUUGAUGAGAAAGAAGAUGGGCACAUUGAUUAUAGGCAUUAUGUUAUUGCUCUGUCAACCGUGUGUCAGCCACAAGAACCAAAGGAGACCCUGAAACUGGCGUUCAAGAUGUACCAGAAUGAAGAUGAUGGAAGUGUGACAGAGGAAGACCUUGCCACCAUCUUGGAAAUAAUGCUUGGAGUGGAGAAAAUGGACCUAAGUGGACUGUUUCUAUCACUGCAAGAAGACACAGGGAAGAUCACAUAUGAUGAGUUGUGUGAGUUUGUUGACCAGCAUCCAGACUUUACCUACAACUACAUUCGGUUCAAAAAUCACCCAGGUUCCUUUUGCUUCAGCAGUGCAAGAAGCAAUGGAAAAGACCACAAGAAAAGAGAUUAAUAAUGACAUAGAACACAUGGUGCCUUUAUAUUGGUUAGGUAAUAGGGACGCAACAAUGACUCUGAAAAAGUGAGAAUGCUAUAUUUCACUAGGAUCGUCAACUGUUACAAUGUAUUGAAAUGAAGGCUCGUACACACUGAACAGGCAGAGGGAACUACAUAGACUAACAUCAGCUUAAUAUAGCAGCCAACUUUUCAAGAGUUUACUGUUCAGAUUAAACCUUCUUUUAGCUCUCCUGUAGUAAUUCUAUCAAUACUGCUAAUACUACUUCCUCCUUUGGACAAUAAUGCACUCUAAUAGCUACCAUAAUCUUUGGAUUUUGUUGCAUUUCUACUGUGCAAGAGUUCAAUGCACAGAUCCAGAGGUGUAAAAAUAAUAAUUAACAUUCCUCUAAUUAUUUAUGGCCUUAUUGAAUAUUUAUUUAAAAUUUGUUGUCUUGAAUUAUGGGUGUGUAUUUUGUAUUUAUUAAACAUAUUGUUAUAUUUGAAAGAAAUGAUAAUUAAUCGGACUGCCUCGCCCCCAGUGCAGAUUG